Messenger RNA from Oreochromis aureus, 1752 nucleotides. It is a transcript of the gene klhl38a, whose product is annotated as kelch-like family member 38a. The transcript has 3 exons. Gene Ontology annotation, molecular function: protein binding. Bases 1 to 1752 code for a protein of 583 amino acids. NCBI's taxonomy places the organism in Eukaryota, Metazoa, Chordata, Actinopteri, Cichliformes, Cichlidae. The record is from RefSeq and is a predicted model, not a curated record.
AUGGCCACCAGACCACAAGAUGUUUUCUCUUUCAAAGACACUGAACUUCCCUCUCACCUGCUCGCAAAGCUCAACGUCCUCCGGCAGGAGCGCAUCCUGACGGACGUCCUGCUCUGCACUGAACACCAGGAGAUCCCCUGCCACAGGAACGUCCUGGUGUCCAGCAGCCCGUACUUCCGCGCCAUGUUCUGCAGUAACUUUCUGGAGAGCAGCCAGGCGCGCGUGAAUCUGAAGGGAAUCUCUUCAAAUGUGCUCAUUGGCAUUGUGGACUAUGUUUAUACGGGCUGCAUCACCAUCACCAUGGACAUUGUGCUCCCACUCAUGCAGGCAGCUUCCAUGCUUCAUUACGGAAGCCUCUUUGAAGCCUGCUCCGUGUUCCUCCAGGAGCAGCUGAGCCCGGAAAACUGCCUGAGCAUGAUCCGACUGUCUGAGAUCCUUCACUGUGAGAGCUUGAAGGAGAGGGCUAAGGAGAUGGCUGUGAGGUCCUUCUCUGACGUGGCCGCUACAGAAGAUUUCUGUGAGUUGUCUCUCCCGGAGCUCAUGUGUUACCUAGAAGACGACCGACUUUGUGCUGAGGAGGAACAAGUGUUUGAGACCCUGCUGGCGUGGAUCCAUCAUGACCCGUUCUCACGACGGGGAGCAAUCCACGAUCUCUUCAAGAAAGUCCGUCUGCGCUACAUCCACCCAACUUACCUCUUCCAGUUCAUUGCCAAUGAUCCACUGGUGCAGAGCUCCAGCCUUUGCACUGAGAUAAUCGAGUCAGUCCGCCGCCUAAUGCUUACAGUCAGCGCCAAGUGCAGCCGUGAGCUGAAGCCUCUGUGGACCACACCGAGACGUUAUACCUGCAGAGAAACGCUGGUGGUAGUUGGAGGACGCAAAAACAACGAACAGACUUCAAGGGAAGCGUUACUCUAUGACGAAAGGACUCAGCGUUGGCAGUGGUUGGCCAAGCUCCCCUUGCGCCUCUACAAAGCCGCGUAUGUGUGCAUUCACAGUAUCCUCUACGUCCUCGGCGGGCUCAGCCUCUGCAUGGCGUCAGGCGACAGCUCGGUCAGCGCUACAGUUUACACACUCUCCCUCAAAACGAACCAGUGGAGAACUGCCGAGCCCAUGCUGGAGCCACGAUAUGCCCACCAAAGCGUCUCAUACCUGCACUUUAUUUUUGUGUUAGGAGGCAUCGGUGUAGAUAAGCGCAUCUCUCAAUCAGUAGAGAGAUAUAACAGUAUGUUUAACCAGUGGGAGGCCAUGGCACCCAUGCCCACAGCCGUGCUUCAUCCAGCUGUUGCAGCCAGUGAUCAGAAGAUCUAUGUUUUUGGAGGGGAGGACGCCAUGCAGAACCCAGUCAGGCUGAUUCAGGUGUAUCACAUCGCUCGCAAUCUGUGGUCCAAAUUAGAGACAAGGACGGUGAAAAAUGUCUGUGCUCCUGCCGCCGUUAUAGACGACAAGAUCUAUAUCAUAGGAGGGUACACCACGCGAAUGAUAGCCUACGACACCAAAGCCAACAAAUUCUUCAAGUGUGAGAACCUGAAGGAGCGACGAAUGCAUCACAGUGCUACAGUGAUCAACGGCAAGAUCUACGUCACCGGUGGACGCAUCCUGAAUGGCCACGACGUCAUCGAGGACUCGGACUGCUUCGAGUGCUACGACCCAAAAACAGACGUUUGGACCUCUAAAGGUUCUCUGCCGUACAAGCUGUUCGACCACGGCUCUCUCCCGCUAGUCUGCGUUUCCAACAGACCCAACCCACCAUGA